Molecule: messenger RNA, 326 nt
Organism: Entrophospora candida
Lineage: Eukaryota; Fungi; Glomeromycota; Glomeromycetes; Entrophosporales; Entrophosporaceae
Source: the annotation of a GenBank genome assembly
CAUUGUCUGAAAAUUUCUAUAGAGUUUUUCAAUUUGGUGUUGUUGACUUGCCAUCAUCAGAAGAAGAUUUUCCCUUCAUUACAAGUCUAUGUCAAUUUUUUCUAUCAUUUAAGUCUCUGCUUCUACAAUGUCAUGACAGACAUAAAUAUCUUCGAAAUAAAUUUGUGACAUCUGGACAUCAGUUAUUAUUAAGCAAAAUGGUUGCAGGUCAACAAAAACAAAAAAAUCAAUCCAUACCUAAAAAUGAAAUAACACCUGAAAACCAUAAUGUGUCAAUUCAUGCUAAUUUAAGAAAUAAAAUUAAUCUAUAUUUAAGUGAAAAAUGA